Enterobius vermicularis (human pinworm) is the source of this 225-nucleotide messenger RNA. Lineage: Eukaryota; Metazoa; Nematoda; Chromadorea; Rhabditida; Oxyuridae. The record is from the annotation of a GenBank genome assembly.
AUGAAAAUUCCAAGAACGGAAGCCAAGCUAAAACGGAUUACUUUGGGAGUAUACUGCGGUUCAAAAAUUGAAGUUGGGAUUUUGAUGGCUGAGGACGAAGGUAGUGGUCUGCAUAAAGGUUUUGGAUUUGUUAUUUUCAAAGACAGCGAGAGUGUACUGAGGGCUAUUGCUAAUGGACCCCAUGUAAUUGACGGCGAGGAGUUGAGUUUCAAAAGUUUUUUUUGA